Messenger RNA from Closterium sp. NIES-65, 2403 nucleotides. The record is from the annotation of a GenBank genome assembly. NCBI's taxonomy places the organism in Eukaryota, Viridiplantae, Streptophyta, Zygnematophyceae, Desmidiales, Closteriaceae.
AUGGAAAACGGCAGGCCGGAUACUCAAUACCAGCGGCUUCGUUAUAAGCAACCUCGGUGCCCCGCGCCGAAGCUCAACGGGAACACUUUGUGCUCGUUAGUGGCGAACAGGAGCGUCGCGUUUGUGGGCGAUUCGUUAACGGAGAACAUGUUCGAGUCGCUCAUCUGCCUGCUACACCGGUUCCAUGGCUCCCCAGAGCCUGUGAGCGUGGGGCAGCAGGAGCGGGUGCUGCGCUGGCCCGCCUGCAACACCACUAUCGCCUUCUACUGGAGCGCCUAUCUCGCCAACCUGUCGCUGACAGUGCCAGACGAGCACAGCAAGGGCGGCCAGCUGGACCUGAGCCACGUGGACAUGCACUGGGGCCGCCACGUGGCAGAGCAUGACGUGUUCGUGAUCAACACAGGUAGCCUGACAAACACUCUGCCAACCAGAGACCCUCCCACUGGUGGUUCCUCCAGCGCCUCUGGUGGUUCCCCCAGCGCCUCUGCCCACUGGUGGUCACCGCAGCGCCUCUGGCUAGGAGGCAUCCCCUUCUCUCCUCCCUACUCCUCCUUCGCCUCCCCCACCUCCCUCCUCUCUGCCUAUCGCACCGCCCUUAACACCGCACUCUCUGUAUUCUCCUCUGCUGAAUCCAGUAACAAGCUUGUGGUGGUUACCACCAGCGUGCCUGGCCACAAGGAGUCACCUUCCUCUAACCAGUGCUCGUACACUACCCUGCUUAAACCCUCUCUUGAUGGAAAUCAGAUUGUUAAAAGCCCGGGUUCGCACAUGGAUGGGUUCAAUGCGGUGGUGAGGGGUGCAGUGGAGGAGUACAGGAAGGCGAGGGGGAGGAGGGGUUGGGUGGGGGCGGAUGCGAUGGUUUUGGAUAUUCAUGCGGCGUCUGUGUGGCGGCAGGAUGGGCACCCGGGGGUGUAUACAGGAUCGACUAUGGCUGAAAUCAAGGGAAUAGAGCAUGUACGCGAAUCCACUCAAGACCGCACAGAAACCCUCUCCGGCUCCUCUCAUCACCACGUCGCGAGGCGGCGUCUAGCUGGCAUCACGGGAUUGGUCAAGAAUAUCGAGCGGGUCGAGCAGGCGGUGUUCGAGCCGCAGCCGAUUCAACGGCCGCCACUCCCAAGCGCCGUCGGGCGCGUCGAGCUUUACAUCGAUGACGGUAUGGCCGUAGAUGGCUCGGAUGCCGCCGACGACGUCAUGCUCUCACGCGCUUCGCCGGAGGGCGUCACGGGACCCGCUCUUCUUCCGUUGGACGACAAUCUGGUUACCGACGUCUCGCCCGUCGCGAAGAAGCGGGUGUUGGAGCGGUCGUCGCAGGGGGGCGCGGGUGGUAGCACCGGCAAUCCCAAGGAGCGCACGAGCUGCUCCAUGGAACGCGGCUCGUGGCAGGUGGAUCCCACAUGGCCGCUGUACGACGCCACGUGUCCAUUCAUCUACCCGAAUCAAAACUGCGUGAAAAAUGGCCGGCCGGACCGCGUGUUUGAGCGCGUCCGAUGGACGACACCGGGCUGCCCGCUUCCCACGCUGACGAAGCGCACCCUCUGCAGCCUCGUCGCGGGAAAGAGCAUCGCAUUCAUAGGCGACUCCGUCACGCGCAACACGUUCGAGUCGCUCGCGUGUCUCAUGUACGGAUUCUACGGGAUGCCGGAGGAUCUGGCGGGGAUCAACAUGUCGUACGGGCUGGAACGCGGGUUCGUGUGGCCGUCGUGUAACUUCACCCUCGCGUUCUAUCGCACGAAUUUCAUGGUGCAGUUGACGCUGGACGAUCCCAGCAAGCCCAAGGGAGGCGGCGUAAUGGACUUAAACAAGCCGGACGAGCGAUGGAUGAGGCGACUGGAUCAACACGAUAUCUUCGUUAUAAACACAGGUCACUGGUGGACCGAGCAGAAGAUCCACGGCUCGGGCUUCCGCUUUGCGCCGCCCCACCAGAAGCUGUCCGUCGCAGAGGGGUUUCAGAAGGCCUGGGAGAUGACACUGAAGGUCUUUAAGAGCGACCGCAUGCGAGGCAAGGUGCUCGUUAUUCCCACUAAUUCGGCAACCCAUUUCACGGGCCAGGGCUUUAAGAGCGAGUGCCCGCACACUGCUCCGAUGAACGCCACGGGGUUCCUUAAUGACCGGUUUAUCAGGAACUACAUGACGAUGGAGCCUUAUAAUGGGGUGAUGAGGAAGCUUGUAGCGGGAAUGCAUGGGAAGGAGAGGGCGGAGGGGAGAACGCAAGGGGCUAAGGUGGUGCUGCUGGAUCAGGCUCGGCCGACCCUGUUCAGAAGCGACGGGCAUCCGGGCAGAUGGGCGCUCCUACCCAAUGGGGUGAGGGACUGCGGACAUUUUUGUCUGCCCGGCGUGCCCGAUGUGUGGAAUGAGAUGAUGCUGCAGCGGCUGUGGGUGCUGGAUGAAGCACUGCGGGAUUGA